AUGAAUAACGUAGGGUUAGCACUACAGGUAUCCCUCAUUUCCCAGAGGAAUCUUGUUAUACAGACUACAGACUAUGACGAUGCUGUUGAUCUUAUACGAACUGCUGCUCAUGUUAAUUAUGACAUAAAUGACAUCGUGGAAGUCGAUCUACUAGCUUUAGAUGCUCAGUUUGAUGGUAUCACUGAUUGCAUGGUUAAGGAAGACGGUAGCUUAUACAACUUUGUCAUAUUGAAAAACUUAGAAUGCGUUCACUUGGAUUUUGAAAAAAAAGGAAGCCUUCUACGAGUCUUAAAUCAGCUUUCUCGAUUUGACAAGGUUGCCUCGAGAAACAUGGAGAAUGAACCGCUCAAAUUUGGAAAGCACAUCGUUUAUAAGCCCCUGUUGUUUGCUUUGAUUCCUGUUAUUCGGAACGGAAAUAAGAUGCCAGCCAUCAACCCCCAAAUCAAAAGCCGUUUUUUUUUCUCCCAGCUAUACAUCCCUAUUGCUAAUGAUACGUACAACCAUCAAUGCACCGUUGACGACAUAUUGCAGGCAAGACGUCGACUUUCAACGGUUUUUGUGAAGGCUACCGUGGAAGAGUAUGCCCAUUCGUUGUUUGUGUUCACCAGGUCUCAUAGAUUAUGUUCUCUAGCUCCACUAACCGCCAGGCCGCCGUUGCUGGCACAAGAGAAUGUCAUGGUCCUUGCUAAAGCACUCACUUUUGUAAAGGAUACUCCUCAGGAUGGCCCUUUGUUUGUGACUCCAGCACUCAUCAAGGUUGCCUUUCGAAAAGUAGCCUAUUGGCUCGUAGAUUGGGAAACAAAUCCUCUUUUCAACGGUGAAGGAGAAUCAGACGAUUACAGAAAAAAGAUGGAAAUUUCAAUGCUCACAGGUGACUGGUUCGGAAGUGAAUGGAGGUACGUGGAGAAUUACUUGGCGAAGAAUACACAAACUACGGAUGCACACUCUACUACUGGCUUCACUAAUCCCCUAGUGGAGGAUGUUUUGACAUCUGUGCAGCCGCCCAUUUAG
Molecule: messenger RNA, 1011 nt
Organism: Candidozyma auris
Lineage: Eukaryota; Fungi; Ascomycota; Pichiomycetes; Serinales; Metschnikowiaceae
Exons: 1
Coding region: 1-1011 (336 amino acids)
Source: RefSeq, a predicted model, not a curated record